Molecule: messenger RNA, 1778 nt
Organism: Portunus trituberculatus (swimming crab)
Lineage: Eukaryota; Metazoa; Arthropoda; Malacostraca; Decapoda; Portunidae
Product: ionotropic receptor 93a-like
Exons: 7
Coding region: 402-1250 (282 amino acids)
Cellular component (GO): membrane
Molecular function (GO): ligand-gated monoatomic ion channel activity
Source: RefSeq, a predicted model, not a curated record
CGGCUGUACGCUAAUCAGCUGUACUGGGGCCCUGGAGUGAAGAUCAUAGCUACGUACAGUCGCAGAGGGUUCCAUGUACAACAGACAAACCUUUUCCCUGAGAAGGUCGGGGACUUGCGAGGGGCUGUGCUCAAGGUUAGCACGUUCAACUUCGAGCCGAGCAUCAUUUACUACCGUGCUGAGAACGGGUCGCUCCUUUUUCGUUUCGGCGAGGAAAUAUCUCUCAUCAAAGCUAUCGCACGCUCGCUGAAUUUCACCCCUAAAUUUGCGGAGCCUGCUGACGGAGAGACGUGGGGGUGGAUGGCGAAAACGGAUCUUGGACAGGAAUACAUGGCGAACUGCAGAGAGACGAGGUGGACAUCGUAAUUUCCAACUUAUACGUAUCGUAUAUCCGCGCAAAGAUGUAUGACUUCACGGUUCCUUUCCAAUACGAGAUGGCCUGCUUUAUGGCGCGCACGGAGCUGCCGCUGCCCCGCUGGCAGGCCCUAGCCUUUCCUUUCCAAAACUGGACUUGGCUGGCUAUCUUCUGUGGCAUUAUCGCAUCUGGUCCUGCACUCUGGCUAGUGGCUAAUCUCAGCAAUGUGUGCGGAGAGGAGUUGUCCAGCUUCCGUUGGCUCAGCUUUAGCUGGUACUAUGCCUUUGGCCUCCACUUUUGCGAGUCUCAACAUUUUCUCCCACACAUGCCGAGCACGCGAAUUUUCGUUGUCUUCCUAUGGAUGUACUGCAUGAUUCUUACCAUAGUGUACUCAGGAAACCUGACUGCCUUCAUGUUGGUGCGUCGAGCCCCUGCUUCUAUCCAGACCGUAGAGGAUUUAUAUCACUCCGGCCUUGAGGUGGCUGCCUUAGGAGAGCUUGUAUUUAUGUCAAGCAUUGUAACCGCCACUGAUCCCUACUUAAGGGGUCUGAGCAAAGUGUUCCGUGUCUAUGCCAGCGAGUAUGAGGUGUUUCCUAUCGUGCUGGCCGGCAAGGCGGUGUUUCUGGAGAGCCGCAGCUUCGGAGAAUUCCAUAUAGCCACACGGUUCACUCAUGGAAGUGAGAGCUCAAUGCGGUUCAUGAAGGAGUGUUUCGCGCCCUAUCCUAUCGCCAUGGCCCUCCAGAAACAUUCUCCUCUUAAGCGCAAAUUCGACACAGUGAUCGGGCGGGUGGUGGAGAGCGGCCUCCUGCACCACUUCUUCCAAGAGUCCGUCAGACUCACCGCCACCAUGAAAGUAAUGAUGAGUGUGGUUCAGUACACUGACCGUAUUUCAUAAAUUAUUAUUGAAUUUGAUAAAUUGUUGUUGGUUUUCCUCUUCCAUUUCAAAUCCGUAUGUGAAUAUUCAUGACACAUCCACAAGUGUAUCAAUAUCACUAGAAUACAUUACUUGCCUCGUACAGUUGACCUUAUCAGCUUGAAAGUCUUUGUCCAUGCGACAUUAAAUUUUCUUCACACUGGGGGCGCUCCAACGUUCGGCAGGAGUACGGAGGCGUGGAUAAGAUGGUACCGGUCGCACAGGAAAGCGCUGUGAUGGCCCUGAACCUGGACCACUUACAAGGGCUCUUCAUCGUCCCGUGCUUUGUCCUAAUCCCGUCUCUCCUAGUUUUUGCCUUAGAAAAGCUGUAUUUCGUUUCCAACCAAGAAUAAAUCCUAUAAAUGUUCCUGACUGCAAUGGUAAAUGGUGCAGGCGGUGUGAUUUUAGAGUAAAGCCUGUUACGAUAAGAAAACAAACUCAUUCUUAGAUUUUCUAUUGUAACCAGUAAUGUCACCAGUAAAUAUUAUACAGAAAUCCUGACAAGACUAA